UUUUAACCUUCGGCUGGUCAUGGUUGUCCAAAUCCAAUAACAGCAAAAGCAAUUUUGUUAUGUGGUAUGGCAAGAGAUAAGUAGAACCACAAUCUAUUGACUUCAAACCCAUUAUCAACUUGGUUUUGGAAACAAAAGUCUAUUUUUGUAGCCAUGAACAUGAUCACCUCAUCCAGCUUAGUCUUCAGCUUCCUAUUCUGCCUCAUGGUUUCAAUGCUUCUUCUUCCCUUGCCCUCCCAUGGUGCAGACCCUGAUCCGUUACAAGACUUCUGUGUGGCAGAUUUGAGUGCUUCCACAUCAGUUAAUGGCUUUCCCUGCAAACCCGUCUCGAAAACUACUUCUGAUGACUUCUUCUUUGAUGGACUGAGCAAAGAAGGGAACACGAGCAAUCCCCUUGGAGCGAACUUAACAGCUGGGAAUGUCCUUGCAUUUCCUGGCCUCAACACUCUUGGGAUAUCAAUGAACAGAAUUGACUUUGCGCCGGGCGGGAUUAAUCCGCCCCACUCGCACCCUCGUGCAAGUGAGUCCGGUGUAGUCAUUGAAGGGAAGCUCCUUGUAGGGUUUGUGACAACCAAUAAUGUGUUUUACUCCAAGGUUUUGAGUGCUGGGCAGAUGUUUGUGAUUCCAAAGGGACUUGUUCACUUUCAGCUGAAUGUUGGAGAAGGGAAGGCUCUGGCCUUCACAGCUUUCAACAGUCAAUUGCCUGGGGCUGUUGUGCUUCCUUUAACUCUGUUUGCUUCGACGCCUUCGAUUCCCGACCAAGUUUUAACUAAGGCCCUUCGAGUAGAUAAAGAUGUCAUCAACACCAUCAGAUCCAAGUUUGGCUUUUAAAAUCCUGUGUAUUAUACGUUUGGUUUUGUCUCUCUUCCCCCUGUUUUCUUUGUUGUUAUAUCAGUCUGUUUCCAGGUCUGUUGGCCAUCAACGGAUCAUACAGUAAUAGUUUCACUUGUUCAUAUUGUACUUUCAGUAAAGACUAAUACUUUCACUUUAUUUUCAA
Prunus avium (sweet cherry) is the source of this 997-nucleotide messenger RNA. RefSeq names its product germin-like protein subfamily T member 2. The record is from RefSeq and is a predicted model, not a curated record. Gene Ontology annotation, molecular function: manganese ion binding. NCBI's taxonomy places the organism in Eukaryota, Viridiplantae, Streptophyta, Magnoliopsida, Rosales, Rosaceae.